Molecule: messenger RNA, 2898 nt
Organism: Fraxinus pennsylvanica
Lineage: Eukaryota; Viridiplantae; Streptophyta; Magnoliopsida; Lamiales; Oleaceae
Source: the annotation of a GenBank genome assembly
AUGGGGUAUGUAUUCAAAGAGGUUCUCAAGACCCUUUGUGGAGUCAACCAGUGGGAUUAUGCUGUUUUCUGGAAAAUUGGUUGCCAAAACCCCAAGCUUUUAAUUUGGGAAGAAUGUUAUUAUGCACCCCUAUCAUGUGCUGCUCUACCAGGGAUUUCCAGAAUUGAGAAUCCAAAAUUCGGUUACGAAGAUUAUAAUGCUUCCUGGUUUUCGACUGAAGAUCACAUUUUACCGCCCAGGGUUCAAGCAGGGAACAAAGUGCACAUGCUUGUAAAACAGAUGAUGUCGGACAAGCAUGUUAAUAUUGUAGGAGAAGGACUAGUUGGAAGGGCUGCAUUUACUGGAAACCAUCAAUGGUUUUUGUCUGAGAAAUUUACAAAAGAACCCCAUCCAACAGAGGUUCUGAAAGACCUAUGUCAGCAAUUUUCUGCUGGAAUGCAGACAGUGGCAGUUAUUCCGGUUCUUCCUCAUGGCAUUGUUCAACUUGGUUCACACUUGGCAAUUAUGGAGAAUAUGAUAUUUAUAAAUGAUGUGAAGAACUUGGUACUUCAGAUGGGAUAUGCAGCUGGUGGAUUACUAUCUGAUAAUUAUACAGCAGAAGUACUCUCUCCAGAAACAAGGGUGUCAGAAUGUCUUGGAAAUUUUACUCCUGGAGAUUUGUAUCUUGGAUCAAAUAUUAUGAACCCUACUCCUCCCAUUGCUGACAGUUACAACUAUGCUGGAAACUCAACUCAGACUUCUGGAUUUGUCAGUCAAAUAUCUUGUUCUUCAGCAAGACAAAUCCAGAAUAAUCUACUGUCAAAUGAUGCAGCAUUUCAAUCCUCGAACUCGAAUGGAAAUCAUGUGAAGCCACACGAUAAACACCUGGAAUCAGAGCUUGAUUCUGCUUUUAAGUUCAACUUUAAUUCCAAAAACCAAUGGGUGCAUGCAGUGACAAAAGCUGAAGUUAUCACCUCAAAUCCCGAAAUAUGGCUGAACCAACAGGGUUCUCUGAAUAUCCCGAGGUCCAUAUUAGUUCAACAACCUUCUUGCAGUUCAUCUACAUUAAAUAAUGGCAAUUUAAGAUGGGCGGAAUGUCAAAUAUUGUCGAGUUAUGGAACUCAAGGCCAUUUUAGCAACCAAAAUGUGUCCACUGGCAUUCCGAUGUCUGCACUGGGAACAAAUUCUGGUCUGAUUUCGGGUUCUAAUGAAGAUUCUGUGACUAUCCCAUCAGUUGAAGUUAAUGGACUACAUGAAGGUGCAGGUGGCCAAGUGAAAUUAAUAUCAGGAACAAAUUCUGUUUCAGAUACAACGUAUAGGCCAUCCAAUGGAAAUAUUGCCUCCAUGCAAUUAACCUCAUGUGGGCUUCCUAGUGCUAAUUCUUCCAAAAUGGAAGAAUCCUUUUCUGAUUCUUCAUGCUAUUUGACUACAAAUCACUUGCUUGCUCAUAGCUCUGGUAGCAAACAUCACUCUAUGGAUAAUAAAUUUGCAAAGAAUGAGUUGAAAGCAGCUGAGGACAGAUUAGAGAAAAAGAUAAUUCACACGAAUAAUAUUACCCACUCUCAACAUGAAGAGCAUCCGAAUUUGGCUGAGAUCAAUUCUGGCUUUCUUCAAGAUGACAGACAACAUGAAUUUGGACACGAGAAUUUGCAACUGAAAAAUGCUAAAUAUGAAGACGGAUGUGUCCAAACUCAAUCAGGAGAUGAUUUGUUUGAUAUUUUGGGUAUUGAUCUUAAGAACGAACUAUUGCGUAGUUGCUGGACUGGUAGUUUGAACGGUCUACCAGAUAUGAAUACAACUAAUUUGGCCAAGACUAAUCCUUUAGCUAUAAUAAGCCAGGAUGGUACUUCAGAAAUAUAUCCUACUAGCCAAGGAAAUUCAGAUAGUGGUAUUUUCUCUGUGACAGGCAGUGACCAUCUCUUAGAUGCUGUGGUCUCCAGGGUUCAUUCUUCGAGCUUGGAUGACAAUGCUUCUUGCAAGACAACAUCGACAUAUCCGAGUAGCUCCUCUGCAUAUAAUGCUUCACUUCCCUCUCGGGGGAUUAGGGUUUCUGAUCAAAUGAAGGAAGAGUUAUUUGGCAUUCCAAAAUAUAUGGUAAAAGCGGAAAUAUCGAGUUCUUGCUCAUUUAGGUCUGGAUGUUCCAAGGUUGAUUCAGGAACCCUUUCUCAAAGUAGCUCCAUCUACGGAUCACAAAUAUGUUCAUGGAUUGAAAAGGGUCGUGAGAUGAUACAGAGUAGCAGUGUGUCUACUGGAUACUCUAAAAAGCCUGAUGAAACGAGCAAAACAACUCGCAAGAGGCUUAAACCUGGAGAAAAUCCAAGACCCAGACCAAAAGAUCGCCAAAUGAUCCAAGAUCGUGUCAAGGAAUUAAGGGAAAUUGUGCCAAAUGGGGCUAAGUGUAGCAUUGACGCUCUUCUUGAACGCACUAUCAAGCAUAUGCUUUUCUUGCAAAGUGUCACAAAGCAUGCUGAAAAGCUAAAACAAACAGGAGAGUCAAAGAUUGUUAACAAGGAUGGCGGAGUACUUACAAGAGAUAAUCUUGAAGGAGGAGCUACAUGGGCCUAUGAAGUUGGUUCACAAUCUAUGGUCUGCCCUAUAAUAGUUGAGGAUCUAAAUCAGCCUCGUCAAAUGCUUGUGGAGAUGCUCUGUGAAGAACGAGGUUUGUUUCUGGAAAUAGCUGAUAUGAUUAGAGGAAUGGGGCUAACCAUUCUGAAGGGGGUUAUGGAAAAUCGGAAUGACAAAAUCUGGGCACGCUUUGCAGUAGAGGCAAACAGGGAUGUCACGAGAAUGGAAAUCUUUAUUUCACUUUUGCCUCCAUUCCCAUUACUGACUAAUCUCAGGUUCCGAUGGCAACUGACAACUUCUGAAGUUCAUGAGCUGAAAUCGUCAACAGUGUUUUGGAGCGUGGAAGAAACUUAG